Molecule: messenger RNA, 1002 nt
Organism: Acanthoscelides obtectus
Lineage: Eukaryota; Metazoa; Arthropoda; Insecta; Coleoptera; Chrysomelidae
Source: the annotation of a GenBank genome assembly
ACCGGUAAAAUAUAGCUGGAACAAACUGAUUCGCUUAGUGUAAUUUUAAGUGUCCAGCAAUUAUUAUAUAAGUGACAAAAUUCAAAGAGAAUCAACACGCAUCAAUAUAAAAACUCGUUGCUUCGUCUUUGACGUAAAGCUUUACAUCCACGAUGAACUGCGUGUGGAUGAUACUGUUAUGCGCCUGUUUUGUGACAGUGCAAAGCGAUAAAUUCCCUGGGAGUAUCAAGCGAUGUCAUUUGAAAGAUUCAAAUCUGGACGAUUGUUUAACAGAAGGGAUCCAGAAAACCUAUGAACUCCUAGGCAAAGGACCCAUAAAUGCUAUCAGUCUUGUGGGGAUAGAGCCUAUUCUUAUCGAUAAGGUAGUGAUUGGAGCCGGAACAUCGGCAGUGCAUUUGGAUCAACACUAUGAGAACGUCAAGCUUCAUGGCUUCUCAAAAUCGAAGGUGUCCAAGGUCCAUAUGGACUGGGCUAAGAAGACGUUGGAGUACGAAACCCUCAGCCCUCUAGUAACGCAGAAGGCGGAUUAUGAUCUCAACGGCAAAAUAAUGGUGUUUCCAGUAUACGGAAAGGGAGAAUCAACGAUCAAAUUAAGUGACGUCACUAUGGAGCACGCAGUAAAGUUCAAGGAAGAAACUAAGGGCGGCAAGAAAUAUCUCAUCGUAGACAGCUAUACAUUAAAAAUAAACAUCAACGGAGCUCACUACGAUUUCCAGAACCUCUUUGAUGGCGACAAAUUGCUCGCCGACAACAUAUUGACGGUCAUUAAUGAGAACUGGAAGGAGGUCUUUGACGAUGUCAGAAGUGGGAUAGAGGGAGCCUACAGUGAAGUAUGCAAGCACAUCGCCAACGGACUGUUCACACACAUUCCUUACAAUGAAAUAUUUUUGGAGUAGAUUUUUAUGUACGUAUGGAGUAUUCAUUCGAUAGUAAAGUGAUAUGUGCUACAAGUCCGAUUUUCAUUUAGUUCCUGCUUCACACCUUCACUACGUUGAUUUCGGG